Messenger RNA from Pseudozyma hubeiensis SY62, 459 nucleotides. RefSeq lists its product as hypothetical. Lineage: Eukaryota; Fungi; Basidiomycota; Ustilaginomycetes; Ustilaginales; Ustilaginaceae. The transcript has 3 exons. Bases 1 to 459 code for a protein of 152 amino acids. The record is from RefSeq and is a predicted model, not a curated record.
AUGACCGACUCCACCACCAAAUCCACCACCUCCACCGAGGUUGGAGGCAUCGAAGACUCUGUCAAGGACAACAAGCGUGAUGCUGCCAAGGUGUCCGAGAAGAACGCAGCCGCCGAACUAGCCGACGAAGAUGAGGACGACGAAGAGGACGAAGAUUUUGAGGAAGACGAAGAUGAUGACGAGGAGGGAGAUUACGAGGAGGAAGAGGAAGAUGACGAAGCGGCAGGUGUCGACGAUGACGAUGAGGACGACGCCGCGGUGGUAGAGGGUGACGACGACGAGGUGGACGAGGACGCCGAAGAGGAAGCACAAGAUGAAGAUGAAGAGGCCGGUGAAGACGACGAAGAAGACGAGGAGGAAGAGGAGGACGACGAUGACGCAGCUGCAGGAAGCAAGCGAAAAGCCGACGACGAGGGCAACGACGACGACAGCAAGGCUGCCAAGACCUCGGACGAGUGA